Messenger RNA from Chara braunii, 2325 nucleotides. Lineage: Eukaryota; Viridiplantae; Streptophyta; Charophyceae; Charales; Characeae. The record is from the annotation of a GenBank genome assembly.
AGAGAGAGAGAGAGAGAGAGAGAGAGAGAGAGAGAGAGAGAGAGAGAGAGAGAGAUGGCUGGGACGACUUUGCGUCAAGAAUUGGCUGGGGGACGGCGAUAUGGCGUGACGGAACCGAUUUCCUAUGCUCCUCCGGAUGAAGUGGACGUGAGGUUGACCGAGGAGUUGAAGUGCUUUCUCACAGUCCUCAACGAGACUACAGAAGAGAAGGUGCAGCGCGAAGAGGUGCUUGGCCGCUUAGAGCGCAUAGUGAAGCAAUGGGUAAGAGGCGUCAGUGAGGAGAAGGGGUUCCGGGAUGCGCUGUUGGAUGAAGUCGGAAAUGCGAAGAUCUUCACGUUUGGCUCUUAUCGACUGGGAGUGCACGGGCCAGGGGCGAAUAUAGACACUCUCUGCGUUGGUCCGCGCCAUGUGUAUAGGGAGGACUUCUUUGUCGGCUUGUAUAUGAUUCUUCUUGAUAUGAAGGAAGUGACGGAGCUUCAUCCUGUCCCAGAUGCUCACGUUCCCGUCAUGAAAUUCAAGUUCAAUGAUAUCUCCAUUCAUCUGCUUUAUGCUCGUCUCAAUCUCCUUGCGAUUCCAGAGAAUCUGGAUCUUGCCAAAGAACAUAUCCUCAGGAAUGUAGAUGAGAAGAGCGUCGUUAGUCUCAAUGGCUGUCGAGUGACAGAUUCCAUUCUGAGGCUCGUGCCGCACGUGGACCACUUCCGCACGGCUUUGCGCUGUAUGAAGCUGUGGGCGCGAAGGCGGGGGGUCUACUCUAACGUAUCGGGGUUCUUAGGGGGUGUUAAUUGGGCUCUGCUCGUCGCGAGGAUCUGCCAACUUUACCCUAAUGCGAAUCCGAGCAUGUUGGUGGCGCGCUUUUUCCGCGUGUACGAGUGUUGGAGAUGGCCUAAUCCUGUGAUGCUGUGUCCGAUCGAAGAAGGAUCGUUGGGCUUGCCAGUCUGGGACCCGAGGCGCAACCCUCGCGAUAAGUAUCAUCUGAUGCCCAUCAUAACCCCGGCCUACCCGUGCAUGAACUCCAGUUAUAACGUAUCGGAAAGCACGUUGCGCGUGAUGAAAGCGGAGUUUUCGAGAGGCAAGGCGAUUUGUGACCAGAUUUACAACGGCGACCGCGGGUGGGAUGAGCUUUUUGAACCUUAUCCCUUCUUUGAGCAGUACGGUCACUACCUUCAGAUCGACGUGACAUCCCACACGGUGGAGGAUCAGCGAUUUUGGACAGGCUGGGUUGAGUCCAGGCUGCGCCAACUGACGCUCAAGGUGGAAAGAUACACUUGCGGGGGCCUCCAGGUUCAUCCGUAUCCGGUCGAGUUCGUCGAUCCGGGUCGUAAGGGAAGGCAUUCCACUUACUUCAUGGGUCUGUAUCGCCGCCCAGGCCUGCAAGAGACGGAGUUUGACUUGCGUCAGACGGUCCAGGAGUUCAAGGAUACGCUUUUCACUUUCAUCUCUUGGAAGUUCGGUAUGGACAUCGCAAUCUCGCAUGUGAAGAGGAAAGGAAUUCCCGCCUACGUGUUCCCAGACGGCGUGAAGCCUCCGAGCACCAGGGCGAAGAGAGGGAGUGCUGCGGCGGCGGGAGAUGGGAAAGGUGGUGGUGAUGUCAGGGCGGAGAAGAGGGACUGCCAUACCACUAGCAAAGGCAGGGAUAAGAAUGACAGCGAGAACAUGAAGCACAAGAAGAAGGUCAGUAGUCGCCUAAGAGGUGACGAUGACAACAGCAGCAGCAAAGAGAGCGACAACGCAGGGGCUGAGCUGGCGGGAUGGAUAGACGCAUUAACGGCGGCAGCGGAGGCGAUGACAAUAGCAGAAGAAGUGCCUAGAACAACAAAAGCAGCAGCAGUACUACCGGGUGAAACGGGAGCACUAGUAGCAGCAGCGGCAACGACAACCCCCGCAGCCGGAUCGGCGGGAUCGAUUUCAGGGGAAGCAACAGCGACGAUCACUGCAGCAGCUGCACCAACAACAGCAAUGGCAGCAGCAGCAGCAGCAGCAGCAGCAGCAGCAGCGAAAACGACUGCAAAAGUAGCAGCAGCCGCUGUAACGGCAGCAGGAACGACAGAAAAAACGAUGGCAGCGAUAUAACGCCAAAAACAAGAGCAAAACAGCAGCAGCCGCAGCAGGAGGAAAGACACAAGAUGAUGAGCUGAAAAGCGCCCGAAGCAAUGCUGGCAAAGCUGUUCCGUAACGUGACUCUUAACGUUGUUGUGGGCAAGUUAUGUGACAAGAUCGACUUUAUACGGAUCUAACGGACGAGAGUGCUUGCCAACGGAUCGACGAGUGAGCCCGUCACACACUCGCGGCAGGCAGUCAAUGAGAGCUCGUCGCAUGCGGGCGACA